Ornithodoros turicata is the source of this 2457-nucleotide messenger RNA. RefSeq names its product golgin subfamily A member 5-like. Gene Ontology annotation, biological process: Golgi organization; retrograde transport, vesicle recycling within Golgi. NCBI's taxonomy places the organism in Eukaryota, Metazoa, Arthropoda, Arachnida, Ixodida, Argasidae. The transcript has 14 exons. The record is from RefSeq and is a predicted model, not a curated record. Gene Ontology annotation, cellular component: Golgi membrane; Golgi cisterna. The coding region runs from base 186 to 2339 and encodes 717 amino acids.
AUUACACGUCGGACGGUCGAAGUUUUUUUCUUGUGGUUCCCCUCCGUAUCUACUGUUAUUUUGUAUCGUUCUAGUUCGACUGAUUUAAUUUCGGGGCAAUUUUACGACAGAGAUUGCGAUCGGCAUUUUCUGGACGCAUGAAUCCACGAGUAUCCCCUGAUCUUUCGUUGAAAUAGCUCUAGACCAUGUCCUGGUUCAGCGAAAUAGCUGGAAAGGCGGAGGAUUUCUUGACAAAAGUCGACCAAACGGCUGCAUCUGCCCUUCAGAAGCCGUUGUUGCCUCAAGCUACGUCAACGAUUCUAUCCUACACGAGGACUCCGGAAUCGAGCCCCGCUCGAAUGGCGAGCUACAAGUCUCAACUGUCGAGCAAUAUUUUAGGAACUCCGAAACCGCCCUUGCCAUCGACGUCGAAAGCAGCCUCCACGACACCGCCAAAACCAAAUGUCGCGAAGAAAGAUGAAGACGAAAAGCUUUUCGAGUUUUUGAACAGCCCUGAACCCGCAGGAGUGUCAACGAGGAAGUCAACUUCGCAGCAAAACCUUCCCGUUGCUGCUACGAAGAGACGCGCAAGCUUGUCAAGCGUUGAGGAGAGUACGGCUGCUUCACAACCCCUGAAAUCUACACAAAAUGAAACCUCAUUGAACAACGAUGACAAACCCCCUGUCAACGAGGAGAAAGCGGAAGAUCCGGACCCGGUAGCGUCUGGAGACUCCGCAGUCAAAACUCCGCCUGCAGGUGAAGACGCGAGAAUGGAAAGCGCAGAAACCCCUAGAGACGGUGCUAGCCUGCAACUCGGCGCUUCUCAAGAAGAAACAAAAAUGUUGCAGAAAGAGGUCACGUCCUUAAACCAAGAAAUCGCAGCCGUGCUUCAGCGUGCAAAGAAUGCUGAACUUGAAAAGAAGCACCUCCAAAAUCGUCUGGACCACUGGAACAGCCAAGUGUCGUCUAGCGACUCGACGAUCCGGGAGCUGCAAGCGAGGGAACGUGAUCUGACAGCCGUGCUGGACGCAAAGGAUGCACAACUGGCCGUUCUCAGGGUACGGCUGCAGGAAGCUGACCAAGAACUGACCACGAAGCGCCAGCUGGUUGACCAGCUGAGAGAUGAAAACCAGAGUUUAUCCAAGGAACAGACCGAUACCAGCCAAGUACAGCGUAAAACGGUUGAUGCUCUGCGAGACAAGUUGGCAGAAACGGAAGAUGCGUUGAGGAAGGAACAGGAAAGCCAUCGGCAGUUUCAGGCAGAAAUGAUGCAAAGACAGAUAAGGCUUGAAGAGGAACUGAGGAACCUCUCAGAUAGUCUCACUCUGACACAGAGGCAGUUAUCAGAUCAAAAAGCUCAAAACAAGGACCUCACCAGUCAGCUUUCAGCAUCACGAAGCAGCUGUGAAAUGGCAAGGCAAGAGCUGGUAGACUACAAGCAGAAGGCACAGAGAAUAUUGCAGUCGAAAGAGAAAUUGAUUUCAAGCUUGAAAGACGCUGCGAACUCAAGCAGUCUGUCGCUCGACGUAUCCGAUGCGGAUGUGAGUCGCGCAGCGGCAGAGUUGGAGUCAACGAAUCAAGAAUGCGAGCUGCUGAGGGAAGAAUUGCGAAAGGCGCAAGCGCAGGUUGAGGCUGCAGUGUCCGACCUGCAGGACCAGGAAGCAACCUUCCACAAGGAGACAGAAGCACUGCAGGAACAACAGAGGGCGCUGCUAGAGGAGCUCAGGACAGAGCGAAGACAGCGUCAGGAAGCCGAACUUGACGUAAAGCAAAAUGGCGAGGAGGUGGCAUUUCUGAAAGAUGAGCUGCGGAGGACCAAGGACAGCCUUCAGCAGCGCCUAUCCGAGCGCGACUCUGAAGUUGAGAGACUCCGAAAACAGAUAGCAACAAAAUCCAUGAGUACUACGAGUGAAGCGGAACUGGAGGCUCGUCUGCACGCACUCACUGAAAGCCUGAUUCAAAAACAGACGCUUGUUGAGGCAUUAGGCACAGAGAAAAACUCUUUAGCCCUGCAGCUAGAAAGGCUUGAGAAUCAGUUGAAGGAUGCUCACACACAUAAUUCACGAAACCACACCGCUAUUGGGGGCUUCACUCAACCUGAAGAGAAUACAAGAUCGAGGGUGCCCGGAAUGUUCGUUGAAUCUCCAUUUGACGGCUCUGUUACACGGAAAGUAAAAAGGGCGUAUGGAGUCAUCGACUCGUUCAGCGUACGAGCAGGCAUUUUUUUGAGGAGGUAUCCACUGGCUCGCAUCUUCAUUCUAAUAUACAUGGGCCUAUUGCAUUUCUGGGUGAUGAUCGUCCUGUUGACGUACGAGCCUGAAAUCCACGGUCCACCGACAUCCAACAAGACGAAGUUGUAAGGCAUUCCAAAUACAAUGUUGUUCAUUGUUGUUGAAGACUGUUCCUGUAGGAGGCAUUAUUUAUAUGGCAGGCAGUUCUGUACAGGUAUUACGAAAAUAAAACAAACCAUCCUUCUUU